This is a messenger RNA of Bubalus bubalis (water buffalo), 1090 nucleotides long. Its product is annotated as olfactory receptor 56A4-like. NCBI's taxonomy places the organism in Eukaryota, Metazoa, Chordata, Mammalia, Artiodactyla, Bovidae. Gene Ontology annotation, molecular function: G protein-coupled receptor activity; olfactory receptor activity. Bases 1 to 942 code for a protein of 313 amino acids. Gene Ontology annotation, cellular component: membrane. Gene Ontology annotation, biological process: G protein-coupled receptor signaling pathway. The record is from RefSeq and is a predicted model, not a curated record. The transcript has 2 exons.
AUGUUAUCUCUCAACCACACAGGGAGCCAGGUGACUGAAUUCCUGAUGAUCUGCUUUCCAGGAAUGCAGGAUACCCAACACUGGCUGUCUCUAGUCCUGGCUCCUCUCCUAGUUUUGGCCCUUGGGGCCAACUUUCUGUUAUUACUUGCCAUCUGGCAGGAGGCAUCUCUGCAUGAGCCCAUGUACUACCUGCUUGCCAUCCUUUCUGUGCUGGAUGUCAUCCUCUGCCUCACAGUCAUCCCUAAGGUCCUGCUCAUCUUCUGGUUGGACAUGAAGCCCAUCAGCUUUAUGGGCUGCUUCCUGCAGAUGUUCAUCAUGAAUACAUUCCUUCCCAUGGAAUCCUCCACCUUUCUGGUCAUGGCUUAUGACCGCUACAUGGCCAUCUGCCACCCACUGCGCUAUCCAUCCAUCAUCACGGAACAGUUCGUCAUCAACGUGGCCAUCUUCUUCAUCUUCCGCAAUUUGCUGGCUACGCUGCCUACACCAAUUCUGGCUGCGAGACUCAAUUACUGUGCCAGCAAUGUAGUGGAAAACUGUAUCUGUGCCAACAUUUCUGUAGCAAAGCUCUCCUGUGGAGAUAUUCACCUAAAUAAGCUCUACCAAUUUGUGAGUGUUUGGUGCCUACUGGGUUCUGAUCUGGUCCUUAUCUUGCUAUCCUACUGCUUCAUCUUGAGUGCUGUUAUGCAUUUGCAGUCGGGAGGUGCAUCCACCAAGGCCUUGAGUACUUGUGGUUCCCAUCUCAUUCUUAUACUUUUCUUCUAUACAUUGCUGCUAGUCUUCAUCUUCACAAAUAAGGCAGGGAAAAAAGUGUCCCCAGAGGUACCCAUUCUUCUCAAUGUCUUGCACCAUCUCAUCCCACCAGCACUGAACCCCAUUGUUUAUGGAGUACGAACCCAGGAAAUCAAGCAAGGGAUUAUCAAGCUAUUCAAGUACCAGUGCUGAGAGAUGUGAGUCAAAGAUCAAGGAUUAUGGAAAUUUGAGUAUGUCAGUGAUGGUUUCAACUGAAUACCACAAGGAACACCAUGUAACAUCUGUGCUUCUACCCUUAUCUUUUAUUUAAACCUUCCUCAACCACUAUCACAAUAUUUAC